CAUUAAUCUCGUCCUGCCUGCCUGCUCGCUUUCAGCUCCCGGCAGCCUUCUCUCUGCCUGCCUGCCGCCUCUCUUCUCCUCCUCCAGCAUCACUCUCUUGGCCGUCUAUAUCCAUUCUUCCUUUUCCAGCCCGGUCUCCGUUUUGUAUCUCACAAUCGCGGCAUCCUCAAACUCUCCACACGCAAACACACACCCGCCUCCGCCAUGCAGAUCGUCAACCUCGCCGCGGCCGCCAUCGCGCUGGCGCCCCUGGCCGCUGCUCACUACGAGUUCCCCGUCCCCGCGCCCAUCGAGCGUCGCGAUGCCCCCAAGGAGCGUGGCUGCGCCGCUCAGCACCCCCAGCACGUCUACGAUGCCGUUGCCCGCAUUGCCAACAAGGACACCACCUUUUCCCGCGCCGGCCUCAGCUCGUGCUCGCGGCCCAUCACCGUCGACACGUACUUCCACGCCGCCGUCCCCAGCAACGCCACCGACGACUACAUGUCGGUCGCCCAGAUGCAGAAGCAGCUCCAGGUCAUGAACACGGCCUAUGCGCCCCACGACAUCCAGUUCGUCCUCAAGAACGCGUCCCGCAUCGCCGACGACCGCAUCGCCGACUUUGACUACUCGGGCGCCGCCGGUGUCGAGGGCUCUCCCAACAAGGCCCUCGAGGCCUACUGGAAGCAGACCCGCGUCGGCGACUACAAGACCCUCCACGUCUGGUUCUACCACUCGGCCCCUGAGCUCCUCGGCAUCUGCUCCUUCCCCGACUCCACCCGCCCCGAGUCCGAGAAGUGGCUCGACGGCUGCCACGUCGACGGCAACUCGAUGCCCGGCGGCGACCUCAACCAGUUCAACCUCGGCGGCACCGCCGUCCACGAGGUCGGCCACUGGUUCGGCCUCUUCCACGUCUUCCAGGACCAGGACUGCACGUCCCCCGGCGACAUGGUCGCCGACACCCCGGCCCAGUCCAAGGUCACCUCCGGCUGCCCCGUCAGCCAGGACUCGUGCCCGAGCAAGCCCGGCAAGGACUCCAUCCACAACUACAUGGACUACUCCUCAGACCCAUGCUACGAGGAGUUCACCGAGGGCCAGGAGAACCGGAUGCACAACCUGUUCCGCAAUGUGCGCGAGGUCAUGUGGUAGAGGGUUGUGUGGAGCUGCUGGGGCAGUUGGAAUGUUUGCAUUAGAAAUUGCAUGAGCGUGGGCUUGGCAUGUGCAGUGGUUGGCGACCAACCUGCACGGUUGGGUCCGAGCGUGUCUCUUUCUUUUCUCGUUGUUGUGGGCAUACGGCAUUGAACACGGUUGGACCUGUUUUGUAAAUACCCUCGUGGAGACUUGGAGAUCAAAGUUCAUUAUUUUUGGGAACCAUCGUUAGAUUCAGAACAUAAUCGGCAUCCAUAUAUACAGCCAUUGUUUCAUGGGGA
Messenger RNA from Microdochium trichocladiopsis, 1406 nucleotides. RefSeq lists its product as uncharacterized. Gene Ontology annotation, molecular function: metallopeptidase activity. The record is from RefSeq and is a predicted model, not a curated record. NCBI's taxonomy places the organism in Eukaryota, Fungi, Ascomycota, Sordariomycetes, Xylariales, Microdochiaceae. The coding region runs from base 205 to 1125 and encodes 306 amino acids. The transcript has a single exon.